Messenger RNA from Acomys russatus (golden spiny mouse), 1517 nucleotides. It is a transcript of the gene Shisa9, whose product is annotated as shisa family member 9. NCBI's taxonomy places the organism in Eukaryota, Metazoa, Chordata, Mammalia, Rodentia, Muridae. The record is from RefSeq and is a predicted model, not a curated record. Gene Ontology annotation, biological process: regulation of short-term neuronal synaptic plasticity; regulation of AMPA receptor activity. The transcript has 5 exons. The coding region runs from base 61 to 1458 and encodes 465 amino acids. Gene Ontology annotation, cellular component: postsynaptic membrane; AMPA glutamate receptor complex; dendritic spine membrane.
CGCAGGCUGAGCCGAGCGCAGUGGCCUCCGACCACCAAGCGCCCCGCGCCGCCUCCCUGCAUGUGCGGCCAGCGGCGGCCCGCAGCCCCCGCCAGCAGCCUCGGCAGCUUCGGCCGCGCGUCCAGAGGCGGCGGCAGCGGCUCCAGUGGCGGCCGAGCGCUCCAGCCCGGGCUGGGAGACACCAUGCGCCGAGUCCUCCGGCUGCUCCUCGGCUGCUUCCUCACCGAGCUGUGCGCUCGUAUGUGCCGGGCGCAGGAGCGAGCUGGGCACGGGCAGCUGGCGCAACUGGGCGGCGUGCUGCUGCUCACAGGGGGCAACCGCUCCGGGGCCGCCUCGGGAGAGGCCGGCGAGGGCGUCGGGGGCUCGGACGCACCGCCGACUCGGGCGCCCACGCCGGACUCCUGUCGGGGUUACUUCGAUGUCAUGGGCCAGUGGGACCCGCCGUUCAACUGCAGCUCGGGCGACUUCAUCUUUUGCUGUGGGACUUGUGGCUUCCGGUUCUGCUGCACGUUUAAGAAGCGGCGACUGAACCAGAGCACCUGUACCAACUACGACACGCCGCUCUGGCUCAACACCGGCAAGCCCCCUGCGCGUAAGGAUGACCCCCUGCACGACCCCACCAAGGACAAGACCAACCUGAUCGUCUACAUCAUCUGCGGGGUGGUGGCUGUCAUGGUGCUGGUGGGCAUCUUCACCAAGCUGGGGCUGGAGAAAGCUCACCGGCCCCAAAGGGAACACAUGUCCAGAGCCCUUGCAGAUGUCAUGAGGCCACAGGGCCAUUGCAACACUGACCACAUGGAGAGAGACCUUAACAUUGUCGUCCACGUGCAGCAUUAUGAGAACAUGGACACAAGAACCCCCAUAAAUAAUCUCCAUGCUACCCAGAUGAACAAUGCAGUGCCCACUUCGCCUCUGCUCCAGCAGAUGGGACACCCCCAUUCAUACCCCAACCUGGGCCAGAUUUCUAAUCCAUAUGAGCAGCAGCCUCCAGGCAAGGAGCUCAACAAGUAUGCCUCCUUAAAGGCAGUAGGAAAUUCUGAUGGUGACUGGGCAGUGGCGACGCUUAAGUCACCAAAAGCUGACAAGGUUAACGAUGACUUCUACACCAAGCGAAGGCACCUGGCAGAGCUGGCCGCCAAGGGAAAUCUCCCUCUGCACCCUGUAAGAGUGGAAGAUGAGCCCCGGGCUUUCAGCCCGGAGCACGGGCCUGCCCAACAGAAUGGACAGAAGUCUCGCACCAACAAGAUGCCCCCUCACCCCCUGGCCUACAACUCAACUGCCAACUUUAAGACCUGGGACCCAAGUGACCAGUCUCUCCGGCGGCAGGCGUAUGGCACCAAGGGCAAGCUUGGCAUAGCAGAGUCAGGCUCCUGCGACCCCUUGGGGACUCGCACCCAGCACUUCCCACCCACACAGCCAUACUUCAUCACUAACAGCAAAACAGAAGUGACUGUCUGAGACGCUCUCCCUUCAGGGAGUACCCUGGAGACCAUACUCAACUGAGAGAGGCAAAAAAA